Messenger RNA from Chelmon rostratus (copperband butterflyfish), 2825 nucleotides. RefSeq names its product multiple C2 domains, transmembrane 1a (gene mctp1a). Lineage: Eukaryota; Metazoa; Chordata; Actinopteri; Chaetodontiformes; Chaetodontidae. Bases 1 to 2775 code for a protein of 924 amino acids. Gene Ontology annotation, cellular component: synaptic vesicle membrane. The record is from RefSeq and is a predicted model, not a curated record. Gene Ontology annotation, biological process: regulation of neurotransmitter secretion. Gene Ontology annotation, molecular function: calcium ion binding. The transcript has 22 exons.
AUGGAGCAGAAACAACCGAAGGAUGAGAGCAGCGCCAAGGGGCAAGAGUCCCUGUCCUACCAGCGGAGGAUGUGGAAGAAUUUCCAGGAGAAAACCAAGCCUUGGCUCAGUCCUAAACUGGGAUCGGAGCGUCGGGGUGCCGGGGGCGCGGAGGGCAGCAAAAAGGAAUCGGGGUUGUGGAUGUUCAAGAGGAAAAAGAAACAGCUUGAUCGGGUGUUUUCGUCGUCUCAGCCGAAUCUGUGCUGCUCUACCCCGGCGCCUUUUGAAGGAGAUAAGAAAUCCCUCGGAAGCGACGCUAUGCCCGGCACCAGCAGCGGCGGCCAGCCGCUGGUACAGCCCCUUGGCGCAGCUUCUGGAGCCACGGGGAGCAAACCCGAGCUGACGGCGCACGGAAGCCCAAAGCUCCCCGUAUCCCAGCUGAUCAUGUACCAGCAGAAGAGCUCCUCUCUCGGCUCGGCAUGCUUCGAGAAGCUGGUGGUGGACGCGGCCGCGGUGAUGGGAGAGGAGGAGCAGCUGCGUAAAAACGCAAGUGAUUCUGGCAUCAACAUAGUGGGGCCCAGUAAUGCAGAGCCGACGCCUCGACCUCCUAGUCCAGCCAUGUACCAGCUGGACAUCGUCCUAAAGAAAGGGAACAACCUGGCCAUCCGUGAUAGGACAGGGACCAGUGACCCAUAUGUGAAAUUCAAGAUUGCAGGGAAGGAGGUGUUCAGGAGUAAGACCAUCCAUAAGAACCUCAAUCCAGUGUGGGACGAGAGAGUAAGCCUGCUGGUGGAAACCCUGAAGGACCCGCUAUAUGUCAAGGUUUUUGACUAUGACUUUGGACUUCAGGAUGAUUUCAUGGGCUCAGCAUACCUCCACCUGGAGUCACUGGAACAUCAGAGGACACUGGAUGUGACGCUGGACCUGAAGGACCCACAGUACCCUGAACAUAACCUGGGCAGCCUGGAACUAGCUGUCACUCUGUCACCAAAGGAGGGAGACAUGAAGGAUGCUACCAUGCUUUUGAGAAGGAACUGGAAACGAUCUAGUAAGUAUCAGAGUAUGCGUCUGUCAGAUGUGCACAGAAAAGCCCAGCUGUGGCGAGGUAUAGUCAGCAUCAGUCUGAUAGAAGGUCGCAGCCUCCAGCCCAUGGAUACCAACGGCCUCAGCGACCCUUAUGUCAAAUUCAGGAUGGGGCACCAGAAGUAUAAGAGCAAGACAAUUCCCAAAACGCUGAACCCCCAGUGGAGAGAGCAGUUCGACUUCCACCUGUAUGAUGAGCAGGGAGGCUUCGUGGACAUUACGGUCUGGGACAAAGAUGCUGGCAAGAAGGAUGACUUCAUGGGAAGGUGUACCAUUGACCUGUCGCUUCUCAGUAAAGAACACACACAUAAGCUGGACCUGCCACUGGAAGAAGGUGAAGGUGUGCUGGUGCUGCUGGUUACACUCACUGCUUCCGCCGCUGUUUCAAUCUCAGACCUGUCAGUCAACAUGCUGGACGACCCGCAUGAGAGACACCAGAUCAUGCAGAGAUAUAGCAUGUGGAGGUCCUUCCACAACCUGAAAGAUGUCGGUGUGGUGCAGGUGAAGGUCAUCAGGGCUGAGGGACUGAUGGCAGCAGAUGUCACAGGUAAGAGUGACCCAUUCUGUGUGGUGGAGCUGAGUAACGAUCGGCUGCAGACGCACACUGUCUACAAAAACCUCAACCCAGAGUGGAACAAGGUCUUCACUUUUAACGUGAAGGACAUCCACUCGGUCCUCGAGGUCACUGUUUACGACGAGGACCGAGACAGAAGUGCAGACUUCCUGGGGAAAGUGGCGAUUCCUUUACUAAAUAUCCAAAAUGGAGAACGCAAAGCCUACGCCUUGAAAAGCAAGGAGCUGACAGGGCCAACAAAAGGGGUCAUCUUUCUCGAAAUAGACGUGAUUUUUAAUGCUGUGAAGGCUGGUCUCAGGACGUUGAUUCCCAUUGAGCAGAAGUAUAUCGAGGAGGAGCCCAGAGUGUCCAAACAGCUGCUGCUGCGCAACUUCAACAGAGUUCGGCGCUGCAUCAUGUUCCUGAUCAACACAGGCUGCUACAUCAACAGCUGCUUCGAAUGGGACUCUCCCCAGAGGAGCAUCUGUGCUUUUGUGCUUUUUGUCAUUGUCGUUUGGAACUUUGAACUCUAUAUGAUUCCUCUGGCUUUGUUGCUGCCUUUGGCUUGGAACUACAUUCUCAUCGCAUCGGGGAAGGAUACCAGGCAAGAUGUGCAAGCAGUGGAGGACCUGCUGGAGGACGAGGAUGAGGAUUUUGACAAAGAUGACAAGGACCCUAAAGCAAGCCCCUGGGAGGACAGCCGUGAUAAAAACCAUAUCCUCGAGGAUAUGUUGGCUUCCUGGCACUUUGAGUGGAUACGAGCGAUGGUGGACUCGGAGAGAAAGGGCUUCAUGAACAAGCUUUAUGCCAUUCAGGACGUGUGCAUCAGCGUGCAGAAUGCGCUGGAUGAAGUGGCCUCCUAUGGCGAGAGGAUAAAGAACACAUUUAACUGGACUGUGCCUUUCUUAAGCUGGCUGGCUAUCGUGGCUCUCGGAGUGGCCACCACCAUCAUCUACUUCAUCCCUCUAAGAUAUAUUGUGCUAGCCUGGGGGGUGAAUAAAUUCACCAAGAAGCUGCGAGACCCUUACACCAUUGAUAACAACGAGCUGCUAGACUUUCUGUCCAGAGUGCCCUCAGAUGUACAAGUGGUGCAGUACCGAGAGCUGAAACUGGAUCCCAAUCCCAGUCCAAAUAAAAGGAAGAAAAACAACCCCGGGUAGAUGACUGUGUCCGCCCACCAACUCCUCUCUUCUCCACUUUUCUUCUCGUG